Messenger RNA from Oncorhynchus gorbuscha (pink salmon), 4415 nucleotides. Its product is annotated as myotonin-protein kinase-like. Gene Ontology annotation, cellular component: cytoplasm; cytoskeleton. Gene Ontology annotation, biological process: actomyosin structure organization; peptidyl-threonine phosphorylation. NCBI's taxonomy places the organism in Eukaryota, Metazoa, Chordata, Actinopteri, Salmoniformes, Salmonidae. Bases 902 to 2833 code for a protein of 643 amino acids. Gene Ontology annotation, molecular function: ATP binding; protein serine/threonine kinase activity. The record is from RefSeq and is a predicted model, not a curated record. The transcript is spliced from 15 exons.
GAGAGAGAGAGAGAGAGAGAGAGAGAGAGAGAGAGGAAAGAGGGAGCAAAGCUUACAGGCACACAUUGAGCGACAGACAGCGGGGAAGAAGAGACGGACAGACAGACAAAGAGAAUAAACGUAUGGACAGACGGAGAGUGGAGGAUUCUCAGAACAAGUGAGCCUGACAAGAAAAGUGGACAACCACUGUGCCCCUGAAAAGAGUGAGUGAAGGAGGGAGAGAAAAAGGGAGCGAGGAGGGCUGUGCAGACAGAAGAUGAGCGAGAGGUGAGAUGGAGGGAUCUGCAAAAGUUGAGGGACCAAAAUAGCUCAUGGACCGUGGACAGUUUUGUAACAGUCGUGUGAGAAUUGUGGAGACAAUAAAGCAUGUACUGUACCUGCAGUACAGAGUAGUGUAGGUUUUGGUUUGGCCACAUACAGUUCUAGAACAUGGAGCUACAAUUCUGUGAAAGAGGUGAACGAUUUUGAACUUUGAAGUUUUGGGAGGCAAGUACUGACGAAUGAGAAGGAUGAGAGAAAGACAGAUAGACUGAAAGAGAAAAAUUAAGAAGUGGUAGAAGUGAGACAAAAACAGAAACCAAGAGAGGGGGCCAAAGGGUAAGAGAGAGAGAGAGACACACACACACACACACACACACACACUGUACAGCGUGACGAACGAACAGAUGAGAGUGGAGUAGCGAGUGGAACAGAGGAAAGAGAGAGGGAUCAAGAGAGAGAGAAAGAGGGAGGGAGAAAGAGAGUGACAGACAGGGAGUAAGAGAGAAAAGGACGGGGCACUGUAAACUACAGGAAGCCACCGUGUCAAACAAACAGGGGACUAGAAGACCUCCAGUCCAGAACCAGCCACCAGCCUCCAGUCUCCAUUGACUUCAGGGAGUCGCAACGCCUGCUGGACAGCAUGUCGGCGAGCCCUGGGCCUCGUGACUCAGACCUACUGCUGUUGGAACUCCAGGCCCCAGGGCCGGUGGGACUGCAGACACUGUUGGACCUGCUAGUGGGGGUGUACCAAGAGUUCCGCUUCUCACCCCUUGCCAGGGAGAAGUACGUUGCGGGCUUCCUGCAGUGGGUGGAGCCCCUGGUGAGGCAGGUGAAGAAGACACGCAUCAAGAGGGAUGACUUCCACAUCUUGAAGGUGAUUGGUCGAGGGACCUUCAGUGAGGUGGCUGUGGCAAGGAUGCGUAGCACACAGCAAGUGUACGCCCUGAAGAUUAUGAAUAAGUGGGACAUGCUGAAGCGAGGAGAGACAGCUUGUUACCAAGAGGAGAGAGAGGUUCUGCUGAAGGGCGAUCGACGCUGGAUCACUGAGCUGCACUACGCCUUCCAGGAUGACAAUUACUUGUACCUGGUGAUGGACUACUACGUGGGUGGUGACCUGUUGACCCUGCUCAGUAAGUUUGGCGACCGUAUCCCUGAGGACAUGGCGCAGUUCUACCUGGCUGAGAUGGUCAUGGCCAUUGACUCCAUCCACAGGAUGGGCUAUGUGCACAGGGACAUCAAACCUGACAACAUCCUGCUGACGGCAAAGGGCCACAUCAGGCUGGGGGACUUUGGUUCCUGUCUGAGGGUCCAGGAGGAUGGCAUGGUGCACUCGUCCUUGGCAGUAGGCACACCCGACUACCUGUCCCCAGAGAUCCUGCGUGCGGUGGAGGGAGGGGGAGGCUAUGGCCCUGAGUGUGACUGGUGGGCCCUGGGGGUCUGUGCCUACGAGAUGCUGCAGGGGACCACGCCCUUCUACGCAGAGUCCAUCUCGGAGACCUAUGUCAAGAUCAUGAACUUCCAGGAGCACUUUGAGUUCCCACAGUCUGGCCCCGAGGUUUCAAACAUGGCCCGUUCCCUCAUCAUGGGGCUGAUCUGUGAGAGGGAGAAUCGUAUGGGGGCUGGGGGCUCUGGGGACUUCAGGGGCCAUCCUUUCUUCUGUGGACUAGAUUGGGGCUCCCUGCAUGAACUUCCAGCACCCUUCGAACCUGAAGUCUCCAACGCCACUGACACCUCCAACUUUGAUGUGUUGGACGACUGCCUCAGUGAAAUGGUAUUAAUCCGAAAAGAAACACUGAGUGACGUGAUGGACAGGGCCCCUAUCGGUGUUCACCUGGCUUUCGUUGGCUACUCCUACACAGCUACAAGACAGACAGGUGCCUUGGACCGCAGUUGUGACAUCAUGAUGGAGAUUGACCACCAGCGGCAUCAAGGGUUGCCAAGCCUCAAUUUCCAGGACAAGCUGAGUCAGAUGUGGCAGCUCAGAGAUGCUCUGACAUCAACUGACAGCCUGCCUGCCCUUCUUGAGCUCCCCCUAGCCUUGGAGCAGGGUACUGCAGAGUCCACUCACACCACGAUAGAGGAGGACGAGGAGGAGACAGACCAGAAUUCAGGACUUGAUGAGGACCUGCACAGACGGCUACAUGAGGCAGAGAAGAGGAAUGGAGAUCUGGAGAAAGAGAUGGAGAGUCUAAGGGUGGAGAUCGGGGGCCUGAAGUCCUCCAAGGAGACAGAACCGCGUGUCUGCCCGUCGUCUCUUUCUCUGCCUGCCCACUGUCUGGACAAUACGAGUGCGGCAUGCUGUGCUGUGCUGUGCUGUGACUCGCACACAAAAAAAGGCUGCAUCUAUACCACGGCCUGCAAUCCUGUUCAGUGGCUGACUGUGAGUGUGUUUCAGGGAAAAAGAUCACCCCCUGCCUGUCACUACCCGCUGGUGAUCCCUCUCCACCGCCACCUGCUGCUCUUCCACAGGGUGCGCUGGCCACAGGAGAGGACUGAGUCCUACCUGUUAGUGUGUGCGGAGGGGGGAGAGCCCCAAGCCUGGGACAGACACUGCUGUGCUGAAAUCUCCUGAACUCCCCCCACCCCCACCCUCACUAUAGUUGGGAAUGACAGACUUCUCUAUUCCACCGAGGAGUCCUAUUACAGUAUCUUGGAAUGAGAGAGUUUUGAGUAUGGUGGGUGGGUGGGUGCUAAAGACAAUGCUACUCAUGGCACUGAGCAGAGUACUGGGGCAUAAAUAAGCUGAGAGCAAUGGGGACAGCAGAACUGGAAACUUGCAGGAAGUUGGACAGACACGGGAAAGCUAAUGACUGUCACUAGAAGGAAUGAGGAGAUGUAAAUAAUCAAAUGAAGGACAUCUCCUAAACUACCAAUGGGACAGAGUGAACACUGAAAACAAAGAAGACACCAUAGAAAAAAGACAUUGCUGGUUUGAGUGACAGCCAGGGGGGCCAAUCAGCAUCCUCCUCCAUAAGCCAACACUCUCCAGCCCACCUGGACAUUGAUGCAUUUUACCCAAUAUUAGUGGCAUGACUUAUUAACAGCACCAUCUAAUGGUUAUUUACUGUUUGAGUUCUCCAUUGUACUUUGUAUCUAUGCUUCUAAGAGUGGAUUGUGUUGAGUCGUCUGAGAGAUAUUUGUUGCACUAGACUAGAGGCUCUGAUUUAAAGGCAUUUUAGAUAAGCCUGUUUGGAGUACAUAAAUCACCAGUACAGUACAAUAUUGAGCGAGCGCUGACUGAAGGUUAAGGAUAGAGUAACCUUGUCCCCAGGCUAUUGGGAACAGCGCAUAUAAGCCUGGGAUAUCAACGAGACUUAAACAUCACGAGACUUCCGGGAAUGCUUGCGAAAUAGACCAAACAGACCAGGCCGGGGGUUGGUGUUUGAGAAGAAAAUGAUUCCUUAGUUGUUCAUUUUCUCAAAAUCUAAAGGCACAACCUAGAUUUGAGCCAAUGUCUUAAGUAGUUGAACAUGUUACUAAUCCAACCUUGUGAAAUUGACAACUUAUAUUGAAGGGGUGGCUUUGAUUUGACAGCCUGCACAUGCAGUUCGGCCCGAGACGACCGUUAGAUCUGGGCUGCGGUCCAAACACUUAAAAGACAUACCCUCGUCCACUUGCCCUCGUCUUAAGCCCUUGGGGAAAUCCCCGUCACCAUCUUGGAGGGUGGUCCAAAUGUUUAGCCAAGCAAGGGAAAUUUGCAACAUAAGCCCGCCAGCUCUCGUUUUAAGUCGGCUUUGCGAGUGUACAAUUAUGCUCACUCCAGGGCCUGAAACUCCCCAUAAUUCAAUUUGCGACAAUUUAUACACCCGCUAAGAAAAGUCAGCGAAAACUUAAACAACAUCAAUGGAGAAGUCAACAUAAAAGUGGAAGUAAAAACGAAUGCAAAUAAGUUAGAAAUUGUGCUAUUAAUGCACUUUUGGAAAUUGUAGAAAUAAAACAUUCUCCUUCAGAAGUUCCAGCUAGACAGGCUAACGUUAGUUAGGUCAUUCAUUUGCUAGCUAAUAUACAGUAGGCGUAUAUUAAUAAUGAAUAUUUAAUAUACACUACCGUUGAAAAGUUUGCCGUCACUUGGAAAUGUCCUUGUUUUUGAAAGAAAAGCAAAAAAAAAUUGUCCAUUAAAACAUCAAAUUGUUCAGAAAUACAGUGUAGACAUU